AUGCACGGAUUCUCUGAGUGGUCUUCCGUCAAGCUUGAUACACUGCCUGUCGCUGUUGCUUAUCCACACAGCACAGAACAAGUCAGCACAAUUGCCAGAAUCUGCCAUAAAUGGCGAGUACCCCUUAUCCCGUAUAGCGGCGGUAGUAGUCUAGAGGGCCGUACGGCAGCACCGUUUGGUGGUGUGAGCAUGGAUUUCGUUUACAUGGACCAAAUCAUUCAGAUUCAUGAGACAGAUAUGGAUGUAGUUGUUCAACCUAGCGUUCAGUGGGUAGACAAACUGAAGCAGAUGGGCAGUGGCCUUUUCUUCCGUAUGGAUCCAGGUUCACCCAGUGCCAAGAUUGGCGGCAUGAUCAGCACCAAUUGCUCGGGCACGAAUGCAGUCUGCUACGGUACCAUGCGUGACUGGGUUAUCAAUUUGACCGUUGUACUUGCCGACGGCACCGUGGUGAAGACUCGCCAACGGCCGCGUAAGUGUAGUGCCGGAUAUAACCUCACCGGACUGUUUGUCGGCUCCGAGGGUACGCUGGGCAUCAUCACCGAAGCGACACUGAAACUGGCUGUCAUACCCGAAAAUUAUUCUGUUGCAGUCGUUCCCUUCAAUACAAUUCAUGAUGCCGUUUCAGCGGCCACCAAGGUCAUCCCCAGAGGUAUUCCCGUGGCGGCGCUCGAGCUUAUGGAUGAGACCCAGAUGCGCAUUGUUAACGAGGGCGGGAUCACUCGACCACGUGUCUGGAAAGAAAAACCCACCCUGUUUUUGAAAUUUGCGGGCUCGAAACUGAUGUUGGACGAGACGAUUCAGAGAGUUCGCGAAAUCACCGAAUCCCACGGUUCUGAGGACUUCGAGUUUGCUCACACCGAGCAUGAACAGAAGCUUCUGUGGUCUGCCAGGAAAGAGUCAUUAUAUUCACUGCUCGCCCUCCGGAAGGAUGGCGAAGAAAUGUGGAACACCGAUGUCGCUGUCCCAUUAAGCCGUCUAGCCGACAUUAUCGUUGCGAGCAAAGAAGAAGCAGCCGCCUUGGGUCUUAAUGCAUGCGUGAAGGGCCACGUCGGCGACGGCAGUUUCCACGAAAAUAUCACAUACGACGGUACAAGUCCAGAGGAGUGCAAGAAGGCCAAAACAGCCGUGAAAAAUAUGGUCAGUCGAGCCAUAGACAUGGACGGCACCUGUCGGAACCCCGGGAAGGUCUUUGAUCGGUGA
Molecule: messenger RNA, 1200 nt
Organism: Aspergillus fijiensis CBS 313.89
Lineage: Eukaryota; Fungi; Ascomycota; Eurotiomycetes; Eurotiales; Aspergillaceae
Product: FAD-binding oxidoreductase
Exons: 4
Coding region: 1-1200 (399 amino acids)
Biological process (GO): lactate catabolic process
Cellular component (GO): mitochondrion
Molecular function (GO): FAD binding; D-lactate dehydrogenase (NAD+) activity; D-lactate dehydrogenase (cytochrome) activity
Source: RefSeq, a predicted model, not a curated record